AUGUCUAUGGGAAAUCCUGAACCAGCUGUGGAGGAUCCGACAGGCGUAGAAGACGCCAACUUCAUUCAUGGGAGGAACUUUGGGAAUUUCCAGCGUGGGCAGCAGAGUGGCUACAAUAGAGGACAACAAUAUCAGCAAGGAGGUCGCUCACACCCGAAUUUGUCAUAUGGGAAUCCCAAUAAUGCAAUUCAACCUCCACCAGGCUUCUCGGUUACCAACGGAGUGAUAAAUAAAGAGAAGAAGCCGAAUCUUGAGGAGUUGCUAAUGAAGUUCGUGGCCAAGUCCGACGAGAGGAUGGAAAAGUUGGAGUCCAAUGCUGCAGCUGUGGGGACCCAGAUGAAGAUGUUCGAGACCCAAUUGGGUCAACUGACCAAUUUGAGGAGUGGGACUACUUAUGAGGGACCCAAGAUGCCUGAGGACGAGAUCGUGUCGUCGGUUGAUGAGAAAGAAGCUGAGGAGGUCACCGUUGAGCGACAUCAGAAAGAGAAGGUGAAACAGCAGUUCUCCAAGUUUUUGGAGAUCUUCAAGAAGUUGCACAUCAAUCUUCCAUUGGUGGAGGCGUUGCAGGAGAUGCCACAAUAUGCAAAAUUCUUGAAGGACAUCAUCUCGAGAAAGAAGCGGCUGGGAGAGUUUGAGACGGUGAAUCUCAAUGAGGAGUGCAGUGCGAUCUUGCAGAAGAAGCUCCUAGCCAAGCUUAAAGAUCCUGGCAGCUUCACUAUUUCCUGCAUCAUUGGAGGCCAGCAGUUUGGGAAGGCGCUUUGCGAUUUGGGGGCAAGCAUUAAUCUCAUGCCCUUAUCUAUUUUCCAGCGGUUGGCUAUUGGAGAGAUGAAGCCGACGUCGAUCGCGUUGCGGAUGGCAGAUAGGUCGGUGACGUAUCCACGGGGGAUAGUGGAAGACGUGUUGGUAAAGGUCAAUGAGUUCAUAUUCCCAGCUGACUUUGUGGUGUUGGAUUUUGAGGAGGACAAGACCAUCCCGUUGAUCCUAGGGAGACCGUUCUUGGCCACAGGAAGAGCCUUGAUAGAUGUGGCUAAUGGGGAGCUCACUUUGAGAGUGAAUGAUGAGAGCCACACCUUCUCCAUAUAUCGAGCUUUGAAGUUUUAUGAUGAGAAGGAAGAUAUUGACAUGGAGGAGUGCAAGUUAUUGAGCCUAGUUGAUUCCUGUGACACACCAUCUUCAUGGAAGGGUCUCGGCGACCCUCUUGAGGCUUGCAUCUCUCAUUCCUUUUUCUCUACUGAUUUUGAUUUUCCUUUUGAUAUGCAUUUGUUUUCUGAUGAGUUAUUUGAGUGUUGUAGUGCAUUGGAGAGUGUAGCAGAAAUUGCACAUAGGAGAGGAUGA
Salvia miltiorrhiza (redroot sage) is the source of this 1335-nucleotide messenger RNA. RefSeq lists its product as uncharacterized. The record is from RefSeq and is a predicted model, not a curated record. Lineage: Eukaryota; Viridiplantae; Streptophyta; Magnoliopsida; Lamiales; Lamiaceae. The coding region runs from base 1 to 1335 and encodes 444 amino acids. The transcript has 2 exons.